GUACAGGGAACACUACAGAAGUUUGUGGAUGACGUGUUCGUGGCAAUCCUUAGUACGAAGCAUCUUCCUCCCAUUGCCGUCAGGUUCUUUUUUGAUUUCCUGGAUGACAUGGCAGAGAAACAUGGAAUUAACGACCCAGAGACUGUCCACAUUUGGAAGACAAACAGUCUUCCUCUUAGGUUUUGGGUUAACAUCUUGAAGAAUCCUCAGUUUGUUCUGGACAUUCAGGUGACGGAUAGCAUUGAUGCUGUCUUGUCUGUCAUUGCUCAGACCUUUAUUGAUUCUUGCACCACAUCUGACCACAAAGUGGGACGGGACUCGCCGGUCAACAAGCUGCUGUAUGCCAGAGAAAUUCCUCGAUACAAGCAGAUGGUGGAGAGGUAUUACAGUGACAUCCACAGCGCUGCAUCUGGCUGUUACCAGGAGAUGAAUUCUACUUUGACUGAACUGUCUGGGGUCAGUGAACACACAAAACAUCUAAACAUGCUUUUGUAGUUCAGGCAAU
Molecule: messenger RNA, 505 nt
Organism: Cynoglossus semilaevis (tongue sole)
Lineage: Eukaryota; Metazoa; Chordata; Actinopteri; Pleuronectiformes; Cynoglossidae
Product: plexin-B3-like
Exons: 4
Biological process (GO): positive regulation of axonogenesis; regulation of GTPase activity; regulation of cell migration
Cellular component (GO): plasma membrane; semaphorin receptor complex
Molecular function (GO): semaphorin receptor activity
Source: RefSeq, a predicted model, not a curated record